Molecule: messenger RNA, 1506 nt
Organism: Cyphellophora attinorum
Lineage: Eukaryota; Fungi; Ascomycota; Eurotiomycetes; Chaetothyriales; Cyphellophoraceae
Product: putative alanine aminotransferase, mitochondrial
Exons: 2
Coding region: 1-1506 (501 amino acids)
Biological process (GO): biosynthetic process
Molecular function (GO): L-alanine:2-oxoglutarate transaminase activity; pyridoxal phosphate binding
Source: RefSeq, a predicted model, not a curated record
AUGACGUCUUCACAGCAACUCAGAUCUCUGACCAUUGACAACAUAAACCCACACAUCUGCAAUGCUCAGUAUGCAGUGAGAGGCGAACUCGCCAUCAAGUCAGAAGAAUAUCGAGCUCAGCUGAGGAAGUCGCACAAAUCCGGGCCUCCUACACCACCAGAGAGUCCUGACUCGUCGCCGUUACCAUUUGAUAAGGUCAUCUCUGCCAACAUUGGCAAUCCUCAACAACUCGACCAGAAGCCCAUCACAUUCUUCCGCCAGGUGCUCGCAUGUCUAGAAAAUCCCAAGCUACUCGACCAUGCCGAUGUCCUUGAGUCAACCUUCGGCUAUCCCAAAGAUGUCAUUGAACGUGCUCGGUGGCUGCUUUCAGAGAUUGGCUCAGUCGGUGCUUACUCUCAGUCCGCUGGUGCUCCCGCCAUUCGGGAAUCAGUGGCCAAGUACAUCGAAGAACGGGACGGCUUCCCGGCUGACUCAGCCAACAUCUAUCUCUCCGCCGGCGCCAGCUCAGGAGUCAAUACUCUGAUGCACAUCAUCUGUGGCUCACCCAAGACCGGUGUCCUCGUCCCAAUCCCUCAGUACCCACUCUACACCGCCACACUAUCAGUCCUCAACGCCAGAUGCGUACCUUACUACCUCGACGAGUCCAAGGCAUGGGGAACAUCGAUGGAAGUCAUCAAGGAGUCCUACGAGAAAGCCAUCGCCGAAGGCACCGACGUCCGCGCUAUAGUCGUCAUCAAUCCUGGCAACCCGACUGGUGCUUCCCUCUCGGAAUCAGACAUUGAAUCGGUGAUCAAGUUCGCCGCCGAAAAGAAGCUAGUAGUCAUGGCCGACGAAGUCUACCAGACCAACGUCUUCGUCGGACAGUUCCACAGCUUCAAGCGCGUCCUGCGACAGCUCCAACAACAAGACAAAGAGGGUACCUUUGAACACGUCGAGCUUGCCUCUCUACAUUCCAUUUCCAAGGGCAUGGUCGGCGAAUGCGGUCACCGCGGAGGGUACUUCGAACUCGUUGGCUUCGACAAAGAGGUGCAGGCCCAGAUUUUCAAGUUCAUUUCAAUCGUGCUUUGCCCGCCCGUCAUUGGCCAAUGUCUGGUUGAGAUGAUGGUCAAUCCUCCCAAGAAGGGCGACCCAAGCUAUGAGCUCUAUAAUUCUGAGGUCUCUCACGUCAAGGAUGGCCUGUACAAGCGCGCCACUGCUCUGUACGAGGCGUUCCAGAAGAUGGAGGGCGUUGAAUGUGGUGAACCACAGGGCUCCAUGUACCUCUUCCCAACAAUCAAUCUCCCCCAAAAAGCCUAUGCCGCCGCCGAAGAAGCCGGCAAAGCCCCUGACGACUUCUACUGCCUACGCCUUCUCGACGCCACUGGCAUUUGCGUCGUCCCGGGCUCUGGCUUUGGUCAGAAGGAGGGUACCUUGCAUCUGAGGACCACAUUUUUGGCUCCAGGUACCGAGUGGGUUGGAAGAUGGAACAAGUUUCAUGAGGAGUUCAUGGAUAAGUAUCGGGACUAA